This is a messenger RNA of Danio rerio (zebrafish), 2419 nucleotides long. RefSeq names its product ATP binding cassette subfamily F member 2a (gene abcf2a). NCBI's taxonomy places the organism in Eukaryota, Metazoa, Chordata, Actinopteri, Cypriniformes, Danionidae. Gene Ontology annotation, molecular function: ATP hydrolysis activity; nucleotide binding; ATP binding. The record is from RefSeq and is marked validated.
AUGUUUCGGCCUCUGAUUGGCUGCCGUGCCGGUAUUGGUGACACGCGCCUUGUACCGCUUGUAGCGCGAGCCAUGAGACCGCUUCUCUGGUGCUAGCGCUUCAUCGGGAAAAGAGCUAGAUUUUUAGGGGUGUCCUGUUGGGAUUUGCAGUUAAAAUGCCAUCUGAUUUAGCGAAAAAGAAGGCGGCGAAGAAAAAGGAAGCAGCCAAAGCUCGCGGGCGUACAAGGAAGCCAGAAGAUGGAGUGAAUGGUGAUGCAGAGAAACCCGAGAUCCAGGAGAACGGAGCUGCUGAGGUCAAUGGAGUUGACAGUUUGGCGAAGGAGCUAGAUGAGUUUGAGCUGAAGAAAACUGAGGCUCGUGCAGUGACUGGUGUGCUGGCAUCUCAUCCCAACAGCACAGACGUCCACAUCAGCAGUUUGUCUCUCACCUUUCAUGGACAGGAGCUGCUCAGCGACACUAGUUUGGAGCUCAACUCUGGUCGUCGGUACGGCCUUAUUGGACUUAACGGAACAGGCAAAUCCAUGCUACUGUCAGCGAUCAGUCACCGAGAGGUGCCAAUUCCAGAGCAUAUCGACAUCUACCACCUGACCCGUGAGAUGGCACCUAGCGAGAAGACAGCUCUACAGUGUGUGAUGGAGGUAGAUGAGGAGAGGAUAAAGCUGGAGAAGGAGGCAGAACGAUUGGCUCAUGAGGACUCUGAAUGCGAGAAGCUUAUGGAGCUUUAUGAGCGUUUGGAGGAGCUGGAUGCUGAUAAAGCCUCCAUGAGGGCCUCACGGAUCCUCCAUGGUCUGGGCUUCACCACCUCCAUGCAGCAGAAGAAACUCAAAGACUUCAGUGGUGGCUGGAGAAUGCGUGUUGCUCUUGCUCGGGCACUGUUCCUCAAACCCUUCAUGUUGCUUUUGGAUGAACCAACAAACCACCUGGACUUGGACGCCUGUGUGUGGCUAGAAGAAGAGCUCAGUCAGUUCAAAAGAAUACUGGUUUUAAUAUCGCAUUCUCAGGACUUCCUCAAUGGCGUUUGCACCAACAUUAUUCACCUGCACCAACGAAAGCUGAAAUACUACACGGGUAAUUAUGACCAGUAUGUGAAGACCAGAGAGGAACUGGAGGAAAAUCAGAUGAAGCGGUUUAACUGGGAGCAGGACCAGAUAGCACACAUGAAGAACUACAUUGCACGGUUUGGUCACGGAUCCGCAAAGCUGGCCAGACAAGCCCAGAGCAAAGAGAAAACUCUGCAGAAGAUGGUCGCCUCGGGUCUUACUGAGCGUGUUGUGAAUGACAAGACCUUGUCAUUUUAUUUUCCUCCCUGUGGGAAGAUCCCUCCUCCUGUGAUUAUGGUUCAGAAUGUCAGCUUCAGGUAUUCGGAAAAUACGCCAUAUAUUUAUAAGAACCUGGAGUUUGGAAUUGACUUGGACACACGAGUGGCCCUUGUAGGGCCCAAUGGAGCUGGCAAGUCUACGUUGCUGAAGCUCCUUACUGGAGAGCUCCUGCCCUCAGAUGGUAUGAUCAGAAAGCACUCCCAUGUGAAGAUUGGACGAUAUCAUCAGCAUCUAACGGAACAAUUAGAGCUCGACCUUUCUCCUCUGGAAUACAUGAUGAAGUGUUACCCUGAGAUUAAGGAGAAGGAAGAGAUGAGGAAAAUCAUUGGUCGCUAUGGACUUACUGGCAAACAGCAGGUGAGCCCAAUUAGGAAUCUGUCUGAUGGGCAGAAGUGCCGUGUGUGCUUCGCUUGGUUGGCAUGGCAAAACCCCCACAUGCUCUUUCUUGAUGAGCCUACCAAUCACCUCGACAUUGAAACGAUCGAUGCUCUGGCUGAGGCCAUCAAUGAUUUUGAGGGUGGAAUGAUGCUGGUCAGCCACGACUUUAGGCUAAUUCAGCAGGUGGCUCAGGAGAUUUGGGUUUGUGAAAAGCAAACAAUCACGAAAUGGAGUAGGGACAUUCUGGCCUACAAGGAACAUCUGAAAUCAAAAAUUGACAAGCAGAUGCAUGAUUUAUAACCAACAGGAGCUGCUCAUUGACCGCAGUUUCAACAUCUCUGCCAGCCAGAACAUUGCUCUCCAGGAAAAAUACAAGCAUGCUGUUUAGACUGCAGUUUCAGUACCACCUUUAACACGGGAGUCAUUUACUGAGGUUGCCAGUGGAAGUAGCUGUCUCUUUAUUUCUUCUGUGUUUUAUAUGCAUCAGUAUUUGGACUUUCCUUAUGACAAACCUAUUAAAAUCAAGGUUACGCACUUCUUUAUUUUAUUUUUUUUUCUUUUUUUUUUUUUUCUUUUCUCGUCUUCAACUAGUACCGGGCAGGUCUAUAGGACAAACGCUAUAAGAUAAACUAAACUUCAUGGACUUUUUUUUUUUUUUCUUUGAAAUUGUUUAAAGCUGUAUUUGCAAUAACUAUGUAAUAUUAAAGACGUACAAUUAUUGA